Humulus lupulus (European hop) is the source of this 327-nucleotide messenger RNA. RefSeq names its product protein BOLA1, chloroplastic. NCBI's taxonomy places the organism in Eukaryota, Viridiplantae, Streptophyta, Magnoliopsida, Rosales, Cannabaceae. The transcript has a single exon. The record is from RefSeq and is a predicted model, not a curated record. The coding region runs from base 1 to 327 and encodes 108 amino acids.
AUGGCGUCGAUUGGGGGCAAGGGAUUGAUAUCGAGAGCGAGUAGAAUGAGAUCAAAGCUCCAAUCUGCCUUGGAAGCAAGCCUUCUUGAGAUCGAAGACGUUUCCUACCAACACGCUGGCCAUGCCGCCGUCAAAGCCAACCCUAACGCCGCCGCCGGCGAGACCCAUUUCAAUCUCAGGAUUGUGUCCCCAAAAUUCGAAGGGCAGAGCCUUGUCAAGCGACAUCGCUUGGUCUACGAUGCCCUUGCUGACGAGCUUAACUCUGGUCUUCACGCCCUCUCCAUUGUUGCCAAGACACCAACGGAGAUCGAACGCGCCUCCAAAUAG